CUUCAGCUCUUGCAAACUAUAUAUACCUAGUCACUGUACAGUACCUUGUAUAAAACAGGGUAAUGAACAGAGCAUUUUGAAGCAUAAUCGAGUCCAAAUGGUUGUCCAAGUCAAACCCAGCUCACACCACUGCAGCAAGACAAUUGAGGGAACUCAGCAAAUAGUGGAAGCUAAUAUCUUAUUACAUGGGGCUGAAAAUGUCGGGAAAUCAGCGCUCACCGUCCGAUUCAUUACCAGAAGAUUUAUAGGCGAGUACGGUGAAAUAGAAUCAAUUUACAGUCAUAUUGACACAAUUGACGGAAGGGAAAUAUCCUUCAACAUAUUGGACUCGCUCUAUCCACAGGUAAACACUCUUGUACUACCCAAAUUGAUAAGUGAGAAACAACUUCAAUGGGCAGACGGCGUGAUACUGGUAUACAGCAUCUGCGACCGCUCCAGCUUCGAGGUAGUGCGCCAACAAGUGCAGCGCAUCCGCCACGCCAGUAGGAAGAUGUCUACAACAGCGCCCAUCAUCAUUGUUGGGAACAAACGCGAUUUGCAGCACCGAAGGACAGUCUCAAGUGGGGAGGACCGACUCCUUGCUAUCUCAGAAUAUUGCGUAUUUUUCGAGAUAUCCGCAGCUGAAACAUACCACGGUGUUUUGCUGGUGUUCCAUGGACUGAUAGAUCUUAUCUGAGAGUCGAGAGCUCUGCGGAAAGGUGCUGCGGGUAUUAAAAGUAUAGUGAGAAGCAUGUCAGCUGUAUUCGGGAAGAAACGUGCAGAGUAAUCUACCACAGGAUAGACUACAUUAUGCGCAAUGAGAUUUGGAUAGUCAGAACAUGUAGGUAGCUACACCGUUGGCAAUUGAGAAAAAUUGUCUAUGGCAGGUUGUAGUGCAACUGCAGGUGCUGAGAGGGAACUUAUUUGGGAGGUUUUCAGAAAGGAGACAUUGUUUAUCUUGUAGAGUUACACUAAAGAUUGAAUUGCAGAUGGAAGCAGUCAUUCAAUAAUUUAUUGUACUUUCUGAAGUUGAAAAGU
Messenger RNA from Oncorhynchus keta (chum salmon), 1017 nucleotides. RefSeq names its product ras-related and estrogen-regulated growth inhibitor-like protein. Gene Ontology annotation, molecular function: GTP binding; GTPase activity. The coding region runs from base 98 to 676 and encodes 192 amino acids. Lineage: Eukaryota; Metazoa; Chordata; Actinopteri; Salmoniformes; Salmonidae. The record is from RefSeq and is a predicted model, not a curated record. The transcript has 4 exons.